AUGUCGCACACGACGCACGCUCUCGUUGCGCAUCGAUGGCUCGCAGCGCUGCUGCUGGCUGUACUCCUCGCCACCACACCCAUCACAGCAAGGAGUCGUCGCAGCGGCCCGCUCCAGCGCAUAGCAAGGUCGACCAACGUCCAAAUAGACAAAAUUGCUCCGCGGUCAUCCCCCCUGAAAGGCAGCGCACAUCUACAAACAAGAUCCACACCAUCGCAGCCGCCCCUUCGACUCAGCUUCCGUGCCUUUCAACAGGAGUUCUUCUUGCAUCUUCAACCCAACGAGCACAUCUUGCAUCCGGAGGGUACCCUCGUCAAAUACUACGGCCUCAACGAGACCACCGGUCAGAGCUACGUCCGCUCCACCGAGACGCUCUAUCCAGGCGACGUUCCCGCCUAUCACGGAGUCGUCGUCCAUUCUUCGCACUCUGCCCGACGUCUCGAAGAGGACCGCGCCGGCGCUUUCCGCGACAUCUACCAGGACCGCGACCUCGGCGUUGUCGGUCGAGCCGCCAUCAUGUUGCACGACGACGGCUCCGUCUCGGGCGCUCCUUCCUUCUCGGGAAGCUUCGAUUGGUUCGGCAACGUCCACCACAUCAACACACCCAAGAGCUAUCUCGCCAAGCGUCAAACCGGUGAUCCUCAGCUCGAGCCUCGUUCCGCACAGCAUGGCUCCAUGGUCGUCCACCGCGACUCGGACAUCACUCUCGAGGCCAGGGACGACACUGUCUUCUCCAACGUCACCGCAUCGCUAGGCUGCAGCUCCGAUGUGCUCGAUUUCAACAGCCACAAUCGACUCGUGCUCAGUCAGGACACCAACGAUGCCUCCAGCCGCUCGGUAUACUCCUUCUUCAAGCUGCCCACCCCAGCUCGUCUCUCCCGCCGCGAUCUCUUCUCUGGCUGGAACGACCUCUUCACCCGCUCGCUGCAAGACGACGUGGUGAUCGAGACGCCACAGGCCGAACCGGACGCCUUUGUCUACCGCGAGGAUCUGGACGACUACCUCGAGCCCACCUUCCGCAAGAGGCAGGCCACGGGCAACGACAUUGGGAACGGCAACAACUCGACCAACAGCUUUGAGAAUGUCAUUGGCAAUACGGCCGGCUGCCCCAACAGCGCUCGCGUCGUCUAUGCCGGCGUGGCUGCCGACUGCGCCUACACCGAACGUAUCGGCACGCAGGACGACACCCGUCGCGAGAUCCUCGACAACAUGAACUCGGUCUCGAACCUGUACCGAUCCACGUUCAACGUCUCGAUCGGCGUGGUCGAGCUCGACGUCCGCUCGUCGAGCUGCCCCUCCUCCGCCUCGCAGGAUGCUCCCUGGAACCUCGGCUGCGGCACCAUCACCAUCGACGAGCGCCUCAGCGACUUUUCGCAGUGGCGAUCGCAGCAGCCUGGCAACGGCAUCGGCCUGUGGCAUCUCAUGACCGCCUGCAACUCGGGCAGCGAGAUUGGUGUCGCUUGGCUCGGCACCGUCUGCAUGACCGACGCUUCCAGCAGCGGUGGCCAGACGGUCAGUGGCACGGGCGUCAGCUCGCUCACCUCGCAGCAAUGGCAGGUCAUGGCGCACGAGAUGGGCCACAACUUUGGUGCGAUUCACGACUGCACCACCGGAUGCACCAGCAACUCGAACUACGCGGUCCAGAACGGCGGUGCGCCCUGCUGCCCCAGCUCGGCCACCACGUGCGACGCCAACGCACAGUACAUCAUGAACCCUUCGUCGCGCUCCAACAUUCAGAACUUCAGCCCAUGCUCGAUCGGCAACAUCUGCUCGUUGCUUGGACAGGGCCUCGACACGUCGUGCGUCCAAGCACCGGGCCAGCGUAGUACGCUCAGCACGCAGCAGUGCGGCAACGGGAUCCUGGAGCCCGGCGAGGAGUGCGAUGCUGGACCCAACGGUUCGCAGUGCUGCACCUCGCAAUGCCGGCUGACUUCGGGCGCACAAUGUGACCCUGCCACCAGCGCCUGCUGCUCCAACUCGUGUACGUUUGCGGCCUCGACGCAGCAGUGCCGUCCCUCGGUCGACGACCGCUGCGACACGGCCGAGUUCUGCACGGGCACUUCCGCGGAGUGCCCGGCGGACACGACCAAGGACGAUGGCAGCUCGUGUGGCAGCGGUCUCACCUGUGCGAAUGGCUACUGCACCUCGCGCGACCUGCAAUGCCAGCAGGCCUCGACAGGCUCGCUUCGGUUCCGAUCGGCGUGCUCGGCCUCGAACGCCAACUCGUGCCAGCUGACGUGCCAGAGCCCCAACUCGAUCAACCAGUGUCUCAUCCUGCAGCAACCCUUCAUCGAUGGCACCAGCUGCGGUUACGGUGGUCGAUGCGAGAAUGGCGAGUGCAAGUCGGGCAGCUGGCAGAAUACGUUCCGCAGCCUGUACAACGACAACCUGCGCAUCGCUAUUCCCGUCACCAUCGUGGUUGGCAUCAUCGUCUUGCUCAUCCUGCUUGCCAUUGUGCGUCGAUGCUGCUGCGCGGGAGGACGACGACAGCGAUCGUCUAACAAGGCUUCCGGUAGUCGACGACCUUUCCGCAGGUCGAAUGGCAAUGGCGCCCUUCCAGCACAGCAGACGGCCUACUCUACGCCUCCGAUGCCACCUCCGCAACACCCCAUGCGCCAAGGUUACCCAAGCUAUCCGGCGGCCUCGCAACAGCCCAAUGGUUGGGUCGACCCUUCUGCGUACAACGGUCCCAACAGGUAUUGA
This is a messenger RNA of Kalmanozyma brasiliensis GHG001, 2703 nucleotides long. RefSeq names its product Peptidase M12B, propeptide. Gene Ontology annotation, molecular function: metalloendopeptidase activity. The coding region runs from base 1 to 2703 and encodes 900 amino acids. Gene Ontology annotation, biological process: proteolysis. NCBI's taxonomy places the organism in Eukaryota, Fungi, Basidiomycota, Ustilaginomycetes, Ustilaginales. The transcript has a single exon. The record is from RefSeq and is a predicted model, not a curated record.